AUGUCUGAUGAAUUUAGCGAAAUUGAUUUAAGUGAUAAUGCAGUACCAACUGAAUCUUUCGAAUCAACACCUAAUCUACGAACACGCCGCAAAAACUUUCCUUUGCCAAUUAAACAUACCUCAAACUCACCAUCACCAACAAGUCAAAUAAAUCCAUCAUUGUAUCUUAAUACUUCUAUGCACGAAAAAGCUUCGCCACCACCGCCAUUGUCUCUUUUCGAUAGUAGUAAUUCGAUUCCUUCAUCCUUUAGUACACCACCAAAUUCUAUUCGAUAUUCACAAUCAUCGUCAUCAUCGCCUGUACCAACGACAAUCGCAUCUGAUUCAUUGUCACCAAAGAAUUUAACACGUUCCGGCGGUUCUACUGAUUUAACAAAACAUACAUUUAAUUUUCCAAUACCAAGACAAGAUUCAAUUAUUGAUUCCUUAUUAUCUGUCAUAUAUGAACGCGAUGGUAGUGUCUAUACUUUAUCAUCGUCACAAGAUAGUGAUACAGUGACAACAGGUGAUUAUACAGAUCGAUCUUUAAACAUUCAUCGAUUAAGUGAUGAUUCAAUGAUAAAUGAUAGCAAUACAUCAUUUUCAAAAUCAAAUCUUGCCAAUAAAAGUACACAAGAAUUGCGGUAUUUAUGUACUCAUCUUCAACAGCAGAUAGGUCAACUGAACGCAAUACUUGUCAAAAAUCUUCGUCAUCGUGAUAAAAAUCUAUCGAAAUUACAGAAGAAUUGUGAUAUUAUUACAGCUAUCUUACAAGCCGCGUCGCUAAAACGGCGUGAAGAUACAACAAUGCGAUUUUCUUUGGCGCCAUUUCCUGGAGAAAAAGGUUUUCAACAAUGGAAAGAUGCUGUAUCCGUUGCCAUACGAAUGCCUGGCGGCUUGCCAGCGUCAAUUCGGCAAAAACUUUGGAUAUCAUUAGCUACAAAUUAUAUUCGGGAAAUUCAGUUAGAUUGGGAUAAAACAUGUCGAUUUACGUUUAAUAAUUUCUCGAAUCCAGACGAUGAUCAACUUGGUAUUCAAAUAGUUAAAGAUCUUCAUCGAACUGGUUGUAGUUGGUCAUCGAAUGAACACGAUCGUGCAACAUUAAAACGUGUUUUACUUGCGUUCGCACGUUAUAAUAAAUCUAUUGGGUAUUGUCAAGGUUUGAAUAUCUUAGCGGGUGUUAUACUUGAUGUUGUCGAUAUGAAUGAAGAAUAUGCUUUAAUGAUAUUGAUCUAUUUAAUUGAUAGUAUAUUACCAAACUUUUUUUCGAAUAAUCUACGUGCAUUAGCUGUUGAUAUGGCUGUUUUCCGUGAAUGGUUAAGAAUUUACAAUGGAAAAUUUCAUUUACAUUUACAAAAACUUCAAUCAUCAUCGCAUGAUGCAUCAGGUACAAUAUACGAGCCCCCGCUAUUAAAUGUGUUUACCAUACAAUGGUUUUUAACAUUGUUUGCAACGUGUCUACCACGACGAGCCACCGUGCGCGUUUGGGAUGCACUGAUGAUUGAAGGAAGUGAAAUUCUGUUUCGAACGGGACUGGUACUUUGGUCGAAAUUAGCUGUUCCAGUUUUAAAAGUCUCAACAGCUGAUCAAUUCUAUUCAGUCAUGGCAAAUUUAUCAGUUCAAUUGUUAGAUGAAAAGAUCAUAGAUGCAGACAAUCUAAUAAAAGAAAUUUAUAAUUUCGGUCCAUUUCCAACACCGAUUUUAUCGGAUUUACGUCAAAAAUUUUCAUUCAAUAUUACACCAUUUCAACAAUUAUCUGGACCAACUGCAAGCACAUCGGAGGAUCGAAAAAUAAAACAAGGAGUUGUACGAUCAAAUAGUGGUGAAGUAAAAUUACGAGAUAAUAAACGAUUGAAAGUAAAAACGAGUCCAACGAACGAUGAUGAAGCAACACCCGAUGAAGAUAUGGUUAAUUUUAUGUCCUGUUUUGCUAUCUUGUCUUCUCCAUCACGAAACAACCGACUCGAAUAUCAUUCUAAUGAAUCUACAACAAAUAAUAAUACAGCAGCAUUAUCACGGUUGACACCUGGAGCUUAUUCCGGUAUACCAACAACACAUAAAACAAACUCUAUUGAAGAUUCUCUAUCGCUCGACAUCAGUCAACUUCGAUAUCAAUAUAAAAAACUUCAAGAUCGCAAUAAGCAAGUACAAAUAAUUAUUCAAACUGCUUCAAGUGAACAAAAACAACGAUCACGAGCAUCAUCUGUUCAUUCGUCAACAACUAAUAGUUCAGAAAACUUUCGUCGUCCUACAACAUCUUCACUUGAGUGUUCGCCAUCGAAAUUUCCAUCUUCUGUUUGUUCGAUAGCAAGUGGCCCAUUAGUUAAUCAUUUAUUAAUUAAACCAUCAGAUAUAAAACGAAAUCAAUUUAAAACAAACGUAUCCAUUAAAUCUCCAUCAACUCCUCCUGUACAAGAUCGACAACAAACUCACGUUCUUCGGCCAGUAGUAUCUGAGCCAGUUCCACAAAAGAAAAUUCAACGUUCCAAAGAACAAGAAGCUGAAGAAGCAGCUGAAUUACAACAAGAAUUAGAUCAACUGUUAACAAGUCUUAAUCUUGAAAAGCCAACAUCAGUUUCACUAUCGAACAUAACCGAAGAACAAGAUAAAUCUCCAACGAACGAAACAGUACAACUUAAAACUGUUGCAGAAACACUUUAUAAUUAUGAAAAAUGUCAGGUAACAAAAAAUGAAAAAAAAGAAUCACCGAAUCUAAUUGAUCGUUUACUAACAUUACGUUCUGUACAAAUGCCAAAAUAUUCAUCAUUUAAUCCAUUUCCUUCACGAUCAUUCAAUGAAAAUGUUGCUGUUAAUGGUUAUAAACUUGGAUUAUAUGCACCCGAUCCAUCAAAUCGUUAA
Molecule: messenger RNA, 2838 nt
Organism: Rotaria socialis
Lineage: Eukaryota; Metazoa; Rotifera; Eurotatoria; Philodinida; Philodinidae
Source: the annotation of a GenBank genome assembly